AUGGAUCGAGGAGAAGAUGAUUCGCUUGAGACUUACAGCGAUGCAAAGACCAUAACAUCCAAGUUUGUGCGACACCAGGCCUUUCAGACCCAUCAAUGGGAGGAACUCGAAAAGACCACCGAAGAUCUGAGCCAACCACAAAUUGUGCUAAACUGGACAGAAAGGAUUAUCCAAGAAGGUCAAAAAAACUUCUACUCAAAUCUAGCAUUUGCUCGUGCGGUUGCACUAUGUAACCAUCGACACACCUGUUUCUUUGAAGUCCAUCUUACUGGGACCCAGCCUGUGACUGGCCAAAUCAAAGGCGCUCAGUUUCAGAACGUACCUUCUGAAAAGUAA
Molecule: messenger RNA, 336 nt
Organism: Cylicocyclus nassatus
Lineage: Eukaryota; Metazoa; Nematoda; Chromadorea; Rhabditida; Strongylidae
Source: the annotation of a GenBank genome assembly